AUUCAUGACGGGAAGGGAGCAGGGCAAGUGGCCCCCGCAGGAAGAGAGCGGAACGAGUCAGCUAACGCUACUUCCCUAGCUGAACCGAUCAGCUAUCGCAAUCAAUUGAUGUCUUCUGAUGAGAUUUAAGAUAUCGCCGUGCAUUUAGUUGGUUUGAUUCGCCGUUGGUCGUCCAAAAAUCACCACCCGACACCAUGACAGAUCCCGCGGUGGCCGACACUCGCCGGUUGAAUUCCAAGCCCCAGGACCUGACGGACGCUUACGGGCCCCCCAGCAAUUACCUGGAGAUAGACGUCAGUGAUCCACAGACCGUUGGAGUUGGACGGAACCGUUACACGAAUUACGAAGUCCGCAUGCGGACAAACCUUCCCAUUUUCAAACUGAAGGAAUCCUGUGUGAGAAGAAGAUACAGUGACUUUGAGUGGUUAAAGAUUGAGCUGGAAAGAGACAGCAAGAUUGUAGUACCAUCUCUGCCGGGCAAAGCCCUGAAGAGACAGUUGCCAUUCCGCGGCGAUGGGGGCCUUUUUGACGAGUCCUUUGUUGAGGAGCGGCGAUUGGGCCUAGAGCAGUUCAUCAACAGAAUUGCAGGUCAUCCCUUGGCCCAGAACGAGCGCUGUCUUCACAUGUUCCUGCAAGAGGAAGGCAUUGACCGCCACUACAUUCCUGGAAAAGUAUGAAUGAAGUAAGUUUGCUUUAUUUGAUCCAGUCUCAAGAGCUUUCUGGAAGUUAAAGGUGGCUGCAUGGGUAACUAAAGCCCAAAGGCGAUAGUUCACACAUACUGGAGUAGAACCAUUCUAAUACCAUAUAUAAACUAUCACAGAGAUCUGACUGCAAACUGUCGCUCUAUGCUGCAAAGGGAAGAAUGCUCUGCAAGCCAGUUUUGCCUUAGCCAUUAUCAAGCAUUAACAAAAUGAAUGAGAAGUCAUUUGCAGUUGAACGGUUUUAAUUGGUAUUGAGUGGACUAGAUUCAGCUGUUUCUUCAAAACUGGCUUUCAGAAGUUCCUCACUCCACCAGUAUCAGGCCACUACUAGUGUUUUGAGUUAUGUGAACUAUUGUUUCCUGGGGAUACGUACUGUACAUCGCCAUUGACGAGCUCUUCGUGAAACAUUUCUAAUGCUGACACAAUGUCAUUGUCAAGCGCACUAAUCAUUGACUGCAUGGCAAAAUGUGCACGCUUUCUCUGCAAUAUAUUUGUCUCGGUGUCACCCCGCAAUUUCUUUUACGUGCCUGUGAUCGCCAUCUUAUUGUUCAGUUUGUCAACUCAGAUCUUUAACUCCACAGAUAUGUGUGUUAUUUUCUUUCUGUGAAUAGUAUUACGAUGUCGUGCCAUUACAUUAGUCAGUGCGUCGGUAGAUUUUGAGAUUCACAGCAAUGACCAAAUAUGUAAGCUUGAACAUGUCUCAAUAUUAUUGCUCAUGUCUGUCUCUUUCUCUCUCUUCACUGCAAAGACAAUACAGCCUGCUGCACCUGCCCCAUGUACAUUUAUUUCGACAUCACGUCAUUAUAUAGCUGGUGGAAAUGUCAGAAGUAUCAACGGUGUUGGAAAAACUAUUGCUCCUGGACAAAAAUAAGAGAUCCAAUGUAUAAAUAGUUUGAUGUUGUGUCUUUAUUCACUCAUUCCACAUAUAAUAUGUACAUUAUUUUUGAAUCGGUCAUCGGUGAAAAAGAAAACAUGUUUUCAUAUAAUUUUUUUUUCUUUUUCGUAGCAAUACAUAUUUUCUUUUUUACAAUUGAUUAUGUUUUCUGAACGUCUUUUAAAUGGAUCAAGUCUAAAAUGAGGGUUCAUUCCUGCUUUGAUUAAUGUCUUCUGUUGCUAGUGGAGAUGUGAUUUUGAUGAUGACCUCCCAAAGUCGAGCAACAUGUAGCAUCAUGAAAAGGACGGUGACGUUUCGCUCCAGUCAAUAAUUUCCCCCUGAGUUUUAUGUUCUGAACAUGCUCUUAGACAGGAUUGUUUCAUGAUUCAUUGUUUUAACUCUGCUGUUACGUCGUCAUGCCUACAAUCUGGCUGCGUGUUGUCAAAUCAGCUGUUGGGAAUGUUAAGUUGGGUUAAAAAAACAUAUCUAAGCACUGUGACAAGAGGUUCAUUAUAUGAACAAUAUUUCAUUGUUUAAAGGCGUAAUCAGCAUCUGGUUUAAUGAUCUGAAAUAUGGCUUUAUUCUGCAUUUAUUUUCUUUAGGCUUUUGUUCUGCACUUCUUUGUUUCUUGUGAGGUCUAUUAAUACACAUUAUCAUUGCAGUUCCACUAUUGGUGACUUGGAACUUCCUUGUUAAUUCUGUCCAAUUAAAUUCCCUGAUGCCUGCUGUU
This is a messenger RNA of Pseudoliparis swirei, 2305 nucleotides long. RefSeq names its product sorting nexin 12 (gene snx12). Gene Ontology annotation, biological process: late endosome to Golgi transport; endocytic recycling. Gene Ontology annotation, molecular function: phosphatidylinositol-3-phosphate binding. Lineage: Eukaryota; Metazoa; Chordata; Actinopteri; Perciformes; Liparidae. The record is from RefSeq and is a predicted model, not a curated record. The transcript has 5 exons. The coding region runs from base 195 to 677 and encodes 160 amino acids. Gene Ontology annotation, cellular component: early endosome membrane; retromer complex.